AUUCUAAACCAACCCCAAGCAUUACCAAAUACAUAACGAUUACUGAUUAUGAUUUUGCCGUUUUACAGAAAAGAUGAUAUGAAAGACAAAUACCAUUAAAAAUCAUAAUUAGAAUAUUUAUAAAAUUUUAUUAGUCUAGGAUAUUUUAAUCAGUUUCAAUGGGUCCAUGAAAAGUCCAAAACUCCUACUAUUUAUUUUUUAGGAGCACUAUAGACUUUCAUUGGUUACUCUAGUUUCUUGCCUUUUUCUAACAAGAAGCAAAAGGUGCAGAUACAAUGAUCUUUUAAGAAAUAAAAAGAGGCCCAUUAAUAAAUAGUUGUUCAAUAGCAGAAGCCUCCCUCAAAUAUCUCUAUCCCCAGCAAAUUCCUAGGCAAACAUGAUUAAUCUCAGAUCUUUUGGUACAACUACCAAACACCAUGCUAGCUUGGUCAUAUAACACCUUCAAUUAGAGAAUUACAGCCAUGGCUAUUUCUACUCACUCGAUCGCAUCUAUUCAUGCUUUUCCCUGUGUGUUUCACUCAUCCCAGCCGUAGUUCAGCUAUCAAACCCAACCAUUAUUUUAUGGUUAUCAAAUGCAGGAAUAGCUUAACUAGUGUACGUUACCAACUAUUACGUACAAUCUUCUCUCUCUCUCUCUCUAAUUAGAACAUGAACUACUCGUGUGAUGGUGGCUUCUGGUUUCUAACGAUGGAGGACAGAAUGACCGUUUUAUAAGAGCUUUAUAAAGCCUAAAGAGCGACCCACUUUAAGCCCUCACUUUUCACCACCUUCGAUCCCCACAUAGCGUGCUUGUCAUGUGGAACAACUAUUCCUUGCACCACAGGAGAACAAGUUAAUUAGAAUAUCCAUCCCUUAAUGCCAUUCCUUCCAACCUCAGUCUUCACAUUAUACCACCUUAUUCUGGUUUUGGUGGUGGUUCCCCUCAAGUAACCUUAAUCCCUGCUUUAACCUCAUCACUUCUCACCCCCUAUAUAAACCUCUCACCAUUCUUCUUGAUAUCCAUUACUCCAAAUCCUCCUUGUUUCUCUCUCUUCCCUCUUCUUCAGCUAUCGACAAAUAUGGGGAAGGUUUUGUUGUCUGGGGUUCUAGUUGCUCUAGCUUUUGCAUUUGUUCAUGGCGUGCCCUUCGACGACAGGGACCUCGCAACCGAGGAGAGCCUAUGGAACUUGUAUGAGAGGUGGCGGAGCCACCACACGGUCUCUCGAGACCUCGAGCAUGAGCGAUUCAAUGUGUUCAAGGAGAACGUCAAGUUCAUCCAUGAGUUCAACAAGGAGGGUGCAACAUUCAAGCUCGCUCUCAACAAGUUUGGCGACAUGACCAACCAAGAGUUUCGAAGCUGGUAUGCCGGCUCCAAGGUGCAGCACCGCAGGCUGCGCCGCGGCCGCCCGCAUGGCACCGGAAGCUUCAUGCAUGAAAAUGCUCGUGAUCUCCCUGCUUUGGUUGAUUGGAGGCAGAAAGGCGCCGUCACAAGCAUCAAGGACCAAGGCCAAUGUGGGAGCUGCUGGGCAUUCUCGACGGUGGUUGCUGUCGAGGGCAUAAAUCAGAUCAAGACGAGGGAGUUAAUCUCCUUGUCGGAGCAAGAGCUCGUCGACUGCGAUGACCGCGACAACAAUGGCUGCAAUGGAGGUCUAAUGGAGCAUGCAUUCGAAUUCAUUGUGAGAAAUGGAGGUAUAACAACAGAGGCUGAGUAUCCCUACAGGGCCAAAGAUGGAAGGUGCGACGCUUCCAAGGAGAAUUCAGCAGUGGUGACGAUUGAUGGAUACGAGAAUGUUCCUGCCAACAAUGAGGCAGCUCUCAUGAAAGCUGUGGCUCAUCAGCCAGUAUCUGCUGCCAUUGAAGCAAGUGGUACAGCUUUCCAGUUCUACUCCGAGGGUGUUUUCACCGGCGCCUGCGGCACAGAUUUAGACCAUGGCGUCGCGAUCGUUGGAUAUGGGACGACCGAGGAUGGAACUAAAUACUGGAUUGUGAAGAACUCAUGGGGACCUGAGUGGGGAGAGAAAGGCUACAUCAGAAUGGAGCGUGGCAUCAGGGCCAAACAUGGGAAAUGUGGCAUUGCAAUGGAGGCUUCAUACCCCAUCAAGACAUCCCCUAAUCCUUCCAAGAGGGAAAUUUCCAAGGAUGAACUCUAAGAUGAUGGUGACCUAAGGAAUGCACAUUGGAAAGCCAGAAACCAUUUCGGGAUUUAUUUUUCUUUAUCAUCUAUGUCAUAUAUGUUUUGUAGUAGUUUGAAGGCAAUAAUAAAUUUCUGAUUCUAACUUUAGAACUCUGUUUAUAUUCAUCUUGUUUUAAUUGGAAGGCUUAAAGGUAGUUCUGUUAAUCUCAGU
This is a messenger RNA of Phoenix dactylifera (date palm), 2324 nucleotides long. Its product is annotated as thiol protease SEN102-like. Lineage: Eukaryota; Viridiplantae; Streptophyta; Magnoliopsida; Arecales; Arecaceae. Gene Ontology annotation, biological process: proteolysis. Gene Ontology annotation, molecular function: cysteine-type peptidase activity. The record is from RefSeq and is a predicted model, not a curated record.